Culex pipiens pallens (northern house mosquito) is the source of this 724-nucleotide messenger RNA. RefSeq lists its product as uncharacterized. The coding region runs from base 53 to 595 and encodes 180 amino acids. The record is from RefSeq and is a predicted model, not a curated record. Gene Ontology annotation, molecular function: chitinase activity. The transcript has a single exon. Gene Ontology annotation, biological process: cell wall macromolecule catabolic process; chitin catabolic process. NCBI's taxonomy places the organism in Eukaryota, Metazoa, Arthropoda, Insecta, Diptera, Culicidae.
ACCUAGAUGAACCAGUUCGUAGCGAACCGUUGGCACGAUAAGAUUAGCAAUCAUGGCCAGUUCGUCGGAUGUGAACCGAGCUCUCGAGGCGUGCGGAUAUUCUUCGGUGGGUGGUGAUCUGGCCGGAAUCAUCGCCAGUGGCGUGAAUCGAGCCACCGGAUCGGACCGAAACGAGGCGGCCAUGUUUACGGCGCAGCUGAUCCACGAGAGUGGCGGAUUUCAGUUCAGGGAGGAGCAGGAUGGAGCUAAUCAGAAAUAUAGACCGUACUACGGCCGUGGCUUUAUUCAGCUGACCCACGACUACAACUACAAGGAUGCGUCUCAAGAUUUGUACGGCGAUAAGCGGCUCAUGAGUGAUCCCGGUCUGGUGAGUCGCGACGACAAAACUUCGAUGGAUGUGUCGGUGUGGUUUUGGCAGCAUAAGGUCCGCCCUGAAAAUGGGCCAAGUCAGAACAACUUUGGUCUUACGACCAAGGCCAUCAACGGAGGGAUUGAGUCCAGCUCGAGCCAUCCGUCGGCAGUCAAACGGUACAAGCACUACCGAGCUAUUGCCAGCGCGUGGGGAAUCAACAACGUUGCCAUCAAUCAGUACUAAGUUGACGUAGUUUGAAUAAACUGAAAAUGUAUAGUUUUAUAGGUUGCAAAAUCUUUUUUCAAUCAAGAAGUAAGGAAAUUGAUGCUCAAUAAAGAAAAUUAUUUGAAAUAAAACUUUCUUCCUAAAGCA